AUGUCGGACGACUCGGUGGUCAUACUCGCAGGAGUUCGAACUCCUAUUGCUUCGUUUCGCGGUUCCUUCGCAUCUGUGAGUGCAGUUGAGCUGGCUACAGCAGCAGCUCGAGUCGCCAUAGAAAGAUCAGGUCUGUCUCCUAACGAUAUUGAAGAGUCUUUUGUUGGCUCUGUACUAACGGCUAAUUGUGGACAGAACGUCGCUCGGCAAGUUGCCAUUGCUAUCGGAAUUCCUAAGAAAUCUCAGGCGGUGACCAUCAACAAAGUAUGCUCGUCUUCCAUGAAGGCUUUGGCACUAGGCAUGCUGUCCAUUAAAAGCGGAUAUCGCAAGAAGAUACUCGUCGCCGGCUGCGAAAAUAUGAGCCAGGUUCCUUUCUACAUGCCACGUGGAGAAAUACCUUACGGAGGAUUGCAUAUUAUAGAUGGUAUUGCAAGAGACGGACUGCAAGAUUCUAUGCUGAAUUCUCCUAUGGGUCUUUGUGCUGAGAAAUCGGUGAAGAAUCCUUGUCAAGAAUGUGAAGGUCAUGGACAGAGUGUUCAACGAAGGCAAGUUUCGUUCACCGUUCCGGCUGGCACCAAUGACAAAGACCGCGUGCGGUUCCAAGUAGGAAAGAACCAGAUAUAUAUGAUGUUUAACGUAGCACCGUCGUUGAAAUUCCGCCGUGAUAAGGACGAUAUUCAUUGCGAUGUAGAAAUUUCUAUUGCUCAAGCUGUACUUGGUGGUACUGUAAAGGUUCCGGGUAUUAUAGAAGAUACGUACGUUCAUGUACCACCAGGAACAUCAAGUCAUACGAAGAUGAGAUUAUCUGGAAAAGGAGUGAAACGGUUGCAUUCUGCCGGUUAUGGUGAUCAAUAUAUUCACAUUAAAGUUGCUGUACCGAGUUACUUGAGUGCUGAUCAACGGGCUCUAAUGCUUGCUUGGGCAGCUACUGACAAGCCAAAAAGUGGUACAGUGAAAGGUUUUGAUGAACACAGUGAGUAUUUGAUCCAUUCGCUCAUUUUCAUGGUCUUAACUUAA
This is a messenger RNA of Cooperia oncophora, 1017 nucleotides long. The record is from the annotation of a GenBank genome assembly. NCBI's taxonomy places the organism in Eukaryota, Metazoa, Nematoda, Chromadorea, Rhabditida, Trichostrongylidae.